AAAAUCACAGACACGCGGCUCAGUUCAUUCGAAAGCCGCGCUUAAGUGUGUUCUCUUAAGUUUACGUGCGUUAAGUGGAGCGAAAAAUCGGUUAUACAAAUUCGCAAAAAUGAAGGAUAUCUACAGUAAGGGAAAUCUACUGCACAAGGACGCCAUCUACAAGGAUGUGGUCAUUAUUGGCAAUGGACCAAGCGGUAUAUCACUGUCGUAUAUGCUGGCCGGGCACUGGCCGUACUGGUCACCGGAGAAGGCACAGAAGCAUCCAGAUGAGCUGCUGCGGGCACGGUUAAAUUAUUACGACUCGAAGAAGAGUUUGGUCGAGCACGAUCUGUUCAGUUUGGCCGAUGGUUUGGAAGGACGCAGCACAAAUCCAGUUUCACUGUUGCUGGACAGUUUGCAGCAUCCGUGUGCCGAUUUGGGCAUGGAUCUACCAUCAAUGGUCGAGUAUCGGUACCAUCCGGAAAAGGAGAUUGACCAUCUCGUACUGGGACGUGGACCACCGGGCGGUUCCUGGCAUCGGAUGGAUCCCAACCUGCGCACCCUCUCGCUCGCCGCCUGGAUGUCACUUCCCGGGCUACCGUUCGCGGAAUGGGAAUCACGCCAUCCACCGGUGGUGGAGACCGUUGACGAAUCUGCUCAACCGUUGAAACCGAUUGCGUCCGAGCCGGUGCUUGCGUGUUGCGGCAGGUGUAAUGAGCUGGCAAAGCGCACCAAGCGUAGCGGACAGAAAGUGCCCUUAAUCAAGUGUAGCAAAUGUUAUCGCAGCGGAACGCCCGCGGACGGUAACAAUAACAUGAGCAGCGCGGAAGGAAAUGGCAUUUCUGGGGAACAGCAGCAGCAGCAGCAUAGCGACGGUGGUGGCAAUGUGGUGGCCGUGUUGGACGAGCGCAGCGGCAAAGUGAACGUGAAGUUGCUCUACCCACCGCGCAGGAAUCUUUCGCUGAAGCGACAAGUUUCGAAGGAGGUCGAAACGCGUGCCCUAAUAUCUAGUGUCGCGCAGUACUACGAAAGCUACGUGACGGAGAUGGGUCUCGAGCGGUACUUUAUGAACGAAACGAUUGUGACGACGGUGGUGCCGCUGGAUGGGAAGUGUGAAGCGGCGCUGCCGGAACGUUUCCGGAAAGGCCGGUGGAUUGUUGCAGGCUUCAACCGAACGACAAACAAACGCUUUACGAUCGUGUGCAAUAAUCUCGUGCUGGCGAACGGUGCUUCCGAUCUCGCGAACCGAUUGGGCGUGAAAGGCGAAGGUUUGGAGAUGCCGUGGGUAAAGUACGAACUGCCACACCUCGAGCGAGCGCUGGAAAAGUACGACGAUCAGGCUCGCACGCAGCUUAAACCGGUGUUGAUCGUCGGUGCGGGGCUGAGUGCGGCCGAUGCCGUCACCAUUUGCCGAUCGUCCGGCAUUCCUGUGGUUCACGUGUACCGGAACCGGACGGCUGGAUUGGACAAGAUGCUACCGGGAAACGUUUAUCCCGAGUACCACGAGGUGCACAAGAUGAUGAAGGACUCGAACCGCAAGCAUGAGCUGUACACUCCCCUACCCGAGCACACGAUAGUCGAUAUAGCCAUCGGCGGUGAUUCGCGGCGCGUGACCGUGCAGCACCUGAAGACGGGUGAGCGGCGUGAGCUAGACGUAUCGUACUGUGCAAUACUGAUCGGUUCCCGGCCCGAUCUACGCUUCAUCUCGUCGAUAACGGGUGCAAAAUUUACGAAUGGUUCCAGCACGGAAACACCCAACCCACCGCCGGUUCUAAUCUCCUGCCCCGAUUCGGAAACGGACGACGAAACGGCCCUUAACCACUGCUUCAGCCGACAGCCGGUCCAACCGCUAACGAUGUGGAUGUUUACCGAGCAGCUCCUGUCCUCGUGUCUUGGCCGGAAGCUUUUCUGGCUGAAGAACAUGUGUGCCAAAUGCAAACACAUCAACCUCACCGAUAAACCCCGCCACAAGCAGCAAAAUCUACAGUACAACGUGCUAAAUGUGGCCCUCGGUGGUCACUGUCCGCACCAGCAGGAUGAGAAACCCGGCCUAAACCUGAGCGCCGCCUCCGGUAUGGGCCUCGGGGAAGAUCCAGCGAAACCAAUCGACUGCAAAAACAAUCCAAUCGACGUGGAUAAAUACACGAACGCGGUGUUGCGCACGGCACACGCCGGACUGUACGCGAUGGGACCACUGGUGGGGGAUAACUUUGUGCGCUUCAUACCCGGCGGUGCACUCAGCAUUACGGCCGCACUGCACAAGCAUACGGAAAACGAUUGAUUAGGUUGGCGCACGAAGCGAAACGAGCAGAUGCGAUGAACGCGAUUGGCGUUUGACGUGGGUAAUCGUUCGCCCCUUAAACCGAUCCCACUAAACGGUUUCGGAAGCUUUGUUUGGAAGUGACUGUCUGUAACCGUGUUCGGGAAUACAGGUUCUGAAUGGACAGACAACAUUUGGUUAAUAAUCAACGCGCCACCGCGCCUGUACGACACAACUGUACAGGGUGGUUCGUGCCUUUAUACAGACUGGCUAUCGUUUAACGUUGGUUUCGAUUAAAUUGAAAGACUUUCACACGAUUUUAAAAUCGACAACCAUCGAUCAAAAAGAACACGGUAGCGAAACGUUUAACGUUAAGAACAUUCGGUGACCAAUGGUUCACCCCAAAAUACGUCAAUUUGAAGUGCUGUUGAUUUCAGACUAUACGCUAUUUUUUUCUGUUUUGGCUUUAUAUGUUGACUAACGCAAUAGUUGUGAAUUACGUUUUAUUCGCACGGGAUGCAAAUGCUCGUGCCAGUUAGCGUUUGUGAGAAGGUUUGAUUUUUUAGUUUUAAGCGCUGUAUACAAUAUUAUUCUCUUGUUUGUAUCAACCAAAAGAAGAUUGUUAGUGUUCAAUCAAUCGCUAUUCGCGUGAGGGUGAUUAUUUUAGCGAUGCUUAAAUGUAAUUUCUAUUUGUAAUUUUACAAUUUUUUGGUUUUUAUUAUUUUUUUGUUUUCUUCAAAUCCUCACACUUUAACCGGGAAAAGCAAAACACCCCCAACAUUCCCAAAGCAAAGUAUGCCCUACAAAUACUCUUACGAAUGCACUAUGAUCCACUCCAUGAGUUAGGAACUGUUAGUGUGUAGUUGUGUACGGUACCUUUUUAAAAGCAAGCAGGCCCGAAUAUUAGCAGCAGUACAAGAGAAAGCAAUCCUACCAAUCUGCCUAGCGGGGAUUCCAAUGGUUCUACGUUCAUCAUCCCCAUCCGCUUUAACCGCGAGGGGGGUUUUGCAGGAAACCUCCCGUCGGGUUUUAGUACACUUAUUUAGUACACCGUCUGUGAUUUAGUUUCGCUUAAAUGUGAAUAGAGAAAGUGUUUUGUGUUAAAUAAUUUAGUUUCCUUCCCAAACUGCACCACCCUGUCAAACACCCCAAUCACCCAGCACACUUCGUACUCAAAUACCAGGGGGUUGAUGUUUGUCCGGCGGGUUUUUGGGAGUGACAGUUGAGCAGUCGUCCUGACGAGGAAAAAAAAUCACUUUCGUCCGUAGUAACUACUGCCAUUGUAGUUUUCUUUCUGACACACGGAACCUAAGUCUGCCUUAGCCCUCAUUCGUGGUCGUUUGCCCUGGAACAAGCAAUGUUUAGCGAUUGCUAUACUUUCGCAUCGUAACACCCAGGUAGCACAUAUUAGGUCGAAAUAUAAUGGAACUCUUCAUAAUCACGCGGAUGCACUUCGUACAACUUAGAAACAAAAGGAACCAUAACAACCGUAUCAGUAACAUUUUGCAACUUAUAAAGCACUGCUGUAACAAGCCAAUGUACGUUUUAAUUCACACGUUGAACUUUAAGCUUAACUUUGUCUCUGUCACUCAAUUAUCGUUCUAAUUGUUGUACUUUAGGGAGAUAUUGCUAUACAUACAUAUAUAGUGUAACUAAAGCAGCCCUUCUUCUCCACGGCAUCUUAUAAUCCUAAAACCGUCAAGUUUGCGAAUAUUGUAACCAUUGUAACGAAUGUAACCGAAUUCUAAAGCAAUUGAUUCGUUUGAUCCUACGUAGUAGUACCACCGGUGUGACGGUUGCAGACAAGCACGAAUUUGAGAGGGGGAGAAGGAGUACGAGCUAGUUGAGAGCGCGGAAGAAGUAAUAUGAACAAAAAAAACCUAGUAGCAAGAGGCAAACAACCUAGAGACUGAUCUUUGUACGUUUUAGAACUAGUCUAGGAACACGGUUAGAGUUGUGCGCGAAUGCGAUCUGUAAUGGUGAUCCUUUCGAAUGCUUUACUUACUAUUUCCGUUCCCGUAUAACUUUUGCCUUUUUCGUCGGUGAAGAAACAUACAGUGGGGGGCCGUUAAGACCCGCUUGUUUCUCCAGAUUAGAGUGAUUGGAAGACAUUGAUUGCAUAGUAGUGAGCUCGUUAAAAUGGACAUUUUUGAACAAUUAAUUAAAUCGGAACUACUAAAACAGAAAAAAACAGGGUAGACUUAAAGUCAAAUGCAUACACGACAGCUGCAGCAACAAACAAACCUGAUACUACCAUUACUACCUAUCGUUACUACUACUCUACUACCAUAAAACUCAAGUUUAACAAGUUUUGUACAUAUGUAUAACGUUACUUAAAUUGUGUCGUGCGUGUACGUGUGGACGCGUGUGCGUAUUUGGUUGUUUGGUGAAGAUUUCGGGGAUGUCACAUUUUGCCAAUAUCAUCCCCAUAUGCUGUAUUGUAGCGAGCAACAUUUUGCUAGAAACUAGUAGUAGGAAAUCAUUCAACCAUCAAAUACGCGCGCACACGUGACCACCGUUGAGAAAGCACACAAAAGAAACGCAAAUCAAACAAAAAAAAAACUUUGCGCGAAUCAAAAAGAAAGCAUUACGUCUUUACGUAAAAUUGUUACGUUUUAAUUCUUCUUUUAUGGAAAGUUGAAAAUAUAAUGCAAAACCAC
Messenger RNA from Anopheles moucheti, 4899 nucleotides. Its product is annotated as oxidative stress-induced growth inhibitor 2-like. Gene Ontology annotation, molecular function: oxidoreductase activity. The record is from RefSeq and is a predicted model, not a curated record. NCBI's taxonomy places the organism in Eukaryota, Metazoa, Arthropoda, Insecta, Diptera, Culicidae. Bases 110 to 2260 code for a protein of 716 amino acids. The transcript is spliced from 5 exons.